This is a messenger RNA of Panicum virgatum (switchgrass), 369 nucleotides long. Its product is annotated as two-component response regulator ORR12-like. The record is from RefSeq and is a predicted model, not a curated record. Gene Ontology annotation, biological process: phosphorelay signal transduction system; cytokinin-activated signaling pathway. The transcript has 5 exons. NCBI's taxonomy places the organism in Eukaryota, Viridiplantae, Streptophyta, Magnoliopsida, Poales, Poaceae. The coding region runs from base 1 to 369 and encodes 122 amino acids.
AUGGCCACCGAUGCUCCUCAUGUUCUUGUAGUUGAUGAUACAUUUCUUGAUCGUCUUGUGGCAUCUCAUGUCCUGAAGAGUUGCAACAUUCGAGUGACUAUUAUGGAGGGUCCAAAGCAAGCCUUGGAGUUUCUAAAUGAACAUGAUGUGAAGUUGAUUCUGACUGAUUAUUGUAUGCCUGAUAUGACUGGGUAUGAUCUUCUAAUGGAGAUUAAGGAAUCACCUAAGCUGAAGCACAUUCCUGUGGUGAUCAUGUCCUCUGACAACAUCCCUGAAAGGAUGAAAAAGUGCUUGGAUGCAGGGGCAAAGGAGUAUAUCAUUAAGCCUCUCACUGCUGUUGACGUGCCCCGUGUUUUGAGUUACAUUUGA